Dromaius novaehollandiae (emu) is the source of this 8882-nucleotide messenger RNA. RefSeq names its product Golgi integral membrane protein 4-like. The record is from RefSeq and is a predicted model, not a curated record. Lineage: Eukaryota; Metazoa; Chordata; Aves; Casuariiformes; Dromaiidae. The coding region runs from base 470 to 2287 and encodes 605 amino acids. Gene Ontology annotation, cellular component: Golgi membrane; Golgi apparatus. The transcript has 14 exons.
CGACGGUUCCCCCCGCCUCCCCCCCCCACCCCCCCCCAACCGCAGCGCAUGGGAAGCAAAAGUUUUUCUCCUCCUCCUGCUCUUUCCCCUCCGCCGGUUCCACUCGCCCUCCGUCCAGACAGCCCCGUACGAGACGCCUCCCGAGGCUCUCCCCUCGGAGCAGUUUGCGGCUGAAGGAUGCGGCUCCCGACGCCUCGGCUGCCCCUCUCGGACACUGGUGUCUUGCUGCGUUUCGCUUCGCUGGGCAGUGAGGAAUAAAAGGCUGUUAGAGAUUCUUCUACUUCUCUGAGAGCUGGAAAGGAGGGAAGGAAACAUUAUCUAACGGCAAGACUUUGCUGGAGUCUUGCAGAGGGUAACUGAGGGAACCUGGGAAUUUGUGGUGGAGAAAGGCUGUUUAGAAAAAUAAUCAGAUGCUUUAGCACCGCGAGGGUGCUGAUACAAAUGUACAUUGGUUUGUUUCAGUCCCAUCAUGGGGACGGGCAUGUGUUCGAGGAGGCAGAAGGGGCUUCUGCAGACUGGGUUUUGCCUGGUGGUGCUGGCGUGUUUGGGCUCAGGAGUUUUCAUGUACAAUCACUUGCAGCAAAAGGUGAGGAACGCUGAAGCCCUUGCCCAGAAAUACAAACAGCAGCAGGAAGCGCUGUCUGCCCAGCUCCAAGUUGUGUAUGAGCACAGAUCCAGGCUAGAGCGAUCCCUGCAGAAGGAGAGAGGGGAACACAAGAAGACAAAGGAAGAUUUUUUAGUGUAUAAAUUAGAAGCUCAGGAAGCUCUCAACAAGGAGAAGCAAGAUUCUAUGAACAGAUAUGGGGCCCUCAGUUCCCAGCACAAGAUACUAAAGAACCAGCAUGAAGAUGUCAAGAAGCAGCUGCUUGACCUGCAGCUACAGCACAACAGCUUGAAACUGGAACAUCGUAAGACACUGGAGACCCACAGCCAGAAAUAUGCCCAGCUGCAGCAGGAGAAGGAGAGUGAAGUCACAAACUUGCAGGAUACAGUCUUUAAACUCAGAGAAGAGAGCAAGCUUCUUCGGAAGGCCCACCAGGAAGUUCACUCUCAACUCCUUAACUCCCAGGCCCAGUUGGAAGAGUUCAGGCAGUUCAAGGAAGCGCUACAGAAGAUGCCAAGUUUCAAAGAAGUAGGAGCUGGGAAGGGGCAACAGCAAUUAGAGGCACUGAAGGAGCAGCCCCUGGUGCCAGGCAACAGCCAGUUACAGCUUGUGAGGCAGAAGGCUUUUUCAGUCAAUCAGAAGAAUCUUCCUGCUGGGAGCCUGCUGGGACCAAAGGUCUCUGGGAUUCGGAGUCAGGCAGAUGGGCGUUUGCUGCAAGGCCAUAACUCGCACAGUAAUGAUGGCCUGAGGCCACAGGGCGAUGUGCUUCUUACCCAUCCAGCCCCUCUGCAAGAUGCCAAUCCACCACCAGAUGCUAUGCCAGCCUGGCCACCAAGGCAUGGGGAUGGCCAUGUGAUCCGAUUUACCCGGACUGUGAACAGUUUACCUAAUGGGAACCCAGAUGUAAAGAUGGUGCUGCGUGUUCAGGGGAAAAGCAGUGAGGAAAGCCAGGCUCCUGGACUGGGACUGUCUGAUUUGAAACAUCCAUCUGCAUCAGAAAAGACUCAGAUGCCAGACAGCCACCACUUGACAGGGAACAAACAUGUGCAAAUGCAAAGUUGGCAAGACAUAGUUAACAAAGUGAAUGCCCAACUGGAUGAAGAACAAGUGAACAGUUACCCAAAGAGCCUUCGUUUUGACCCUGGGCCUGGGGAAGAGAUGCAGAAUGGUAGCCUACAGCUGCCCAGCCAGAAGAGAGGGGCAGAGCUUCAAAUAGCUGAUCAGGAAGGCAAGAAGGGAAAGACAGAUGAUGAGGAACUUGAAAUGGAUGCAGGAAUGAUUGAAAGAGAGGAGAACUUGCAUUCUCAGAAAGAGACUGUUGUCCAAGAACCAGCGAUGCCAGAUGAUGCUGCAGACCCUGCUCAGGACCCCAAUAACCAAGGUGAAGAUGAGUUUGAGGAAGCUGAGCUGGAAAGACCAGAUUUUGAAGAGAAGGAGGGAGGUUUGAAGAAGUUCAAGGAACCCAGCAUGAAAGAAGAGUCUGAGGAGAAGCCACCAAAGGAUGCUGGCAGACCCAUCAAGGAAAGGGAAGACCCAGUGGAUGACUAUCAAGAAGAUCAGGAGCAAGAAAUUGAGGAUCAUGGAGGUGAGGUGGACGACAAUGAUGACCUGGAACUUCUUCAAGAGCAGAAGGACCAUGCAGGCAUAAAGGGAGCUGAUGGCAAGAAGGACAACUACUACUGAAAGAUGCUGAAGAAAGAUGGGACAUGCUAGGAGUGAGGGGACAAUUUACAGAGGGGAAUUCCUCCUGGGAGCUGGCUGCAGUAUUAAAUGCUGCCUAGAACAGACAAAGGUGGGAGGAGAUAGCUGUCUUUGUAGGCACUGAGCAGGGUGCUUGCAGAUGUGCAUUAUAUCUGUGUGUGGGGGGACAUCACUUUGUCUCCAGUCAAUGGUAGUAUGGAAGCGCUCUCAGAGGGUAGGAAUGACUUUAUCCUGCUGCUCCUCUUAGGAGUGCUUCUUGAUUAGUUUUCUUCACCCUCUUGUUCUCCCCUUCCCCUCACAGCUGAGGAGAGCUUCUUAUUUUUUACUACCUGGGAAGGGGAGGGGUGCAGGACUAUAAAAACAGAGGUGCCUGAACUGGUCCCUGGACUUACUCGACUGAUAGCUAAUACAGAGGAAUCUGUCUUCAUAAAAUAUUUUGCUUAGUAGUGUUUUUCUUAAAACAUCCUUUGCUCCCAUCAGAGUAGGUGGAGAGGAGAACAACCUGAUUGCUGUCUGGAGGAGUAAUGCAAAGGUGAUAGUUAACCAUGAGCACCAGCAGAAAUGACCAUGUGCCAGCAAGAAUGUGUGUGUGUAUGAUCAGAUCCUCUUCCAGGUUUGGAGGCCUUUCCCAGUCACUCAGCUCUAUAGAGCUCUCCUUUCCUUGGCUUUGCAGCUGUGACUGUCCUGCCUGGCCAGACUGAGGGCUCAGAGCAUCCCUUUCUAGGACUGUGCAUCUUGUCUUGACAUUGCUGUUGUACCCUGGGUUCUAGUAGAUGUGAGUUGGCCUGAGCUGAAACAGGCUUUUCUGGGAUGGUGGCAGGGACUGCCAAACAAAAGCAACCCUGCAGCACCCUCUGCAGGUCCUCCAGCUGAUGGUGCCCAGGCUUCUUCCUGGGUGCACUGGACCCUUAUCCCAGAGGAAAAAAAAUCAUAGGAUGUGGACCACCAGACCAGCACUGUGCUGGGCUGUGUGCUGGAAUGAAUGAAAAACUUCAUGACACAACUGUCAGUCCCUCUGUUUGCUCAGAUAUUCUUCUCUUUUUACUUGCUUUAGUAUUUUGGUGGCAUGGAUGCCUCAAGCAGGACAUGAACACGGUCUGGGAAGGGCCAGACUAACCUACUGCCUAACAAUAACAAGUUUUCAAAUGCAAGCAGCAGGAUGGGAGCAGACAUCAGUUUGUGGUGGUGGGUGUUAUUAUCAUGAAAAUCCAUGUCUGAGCAGCUGCAGCAUCCCAGUCUUUCUCUGCCCUCAAGAUCUCAGGAGAGGUUUUUUGUUUGCUUUUCUGGUGUUUUUCUAAUGCCUUUGGAAGAACCAGCCAUAUCAACACUCUGUGCCUGCACCUGCCUCCCAGACCCACUACUCCCUCCCUCUUUCCCUCUCUCCUUGGCACACACUCAGCUUCUGGCACCUUCUGGACUGAGGCUGACCAUGAUUUCCAGUGAAGCUGAGGGAUUUGCUCAGGACAAAAUUUGGUGCAUAGGAGAAAAAUAGUAGGGAAAGUAUUUACGAUGAUGGAUGUGAAGGAAUAUUUGGAGCCUGAUGAACGCAAUUCCAUCCUGCUCAGCUUCUCUCCAUCCUCCCAGCAUCUGAGCAUUGGGCUUCAGGGAACCAAGAUAAACUUUCCUCCCUCUCACUGAGGUGCUUUUUAAAUUUUUUUUUUAAUUGGGUAUUUCUAGUGCUCUGCCAAUUCACUAGAUUGAAGUCAGUGGUGCUUUACUUUACUCAAAGUCUCCAAAACAUUUCUGGCCUGACCCUCCUCAGACAGAAAGCAGGAAUGAGUCAGCUGGAGUCCCUGGAGUUUAAAAUGAUGGCAGGUGAAAGGAGAAUGGGCUUCAUCAUGUUUCCUCAAAGUCUGGGACCUGGCUUAUUCAUAUAAAUAAGGCAAGGCUGUCGCAUUUCCUACCUUGUGCAAGACCCAUGCAUAUGAACUGUCUCUUACUUCCUGUCAUGAUGGUAGCAGUUCUGGGCUCUGGGACCACAUGCACUAGUCUAUGGGUGAAUGUCAUGACCUGACAAAAGAUCAGAGGAGAGAUCUUCAUUCCUUGUUUGUGUUAGAUUUUAUUUUCCCCCACUGUGUUUCAGAGUGGGUGGGGGUUUUGUUUGGUUUGGUUUGGGGUGUGGGGUUUUUUUUGGGGGGGGGGGUUGGGGGGUUGGGUUGGGUUUUGUCAUCUUCAUUCAGGCAAUUUUUUUCUUCCUGGGGUUCUAAUGGAGCUUGAAAUUAAAAUGCCAUAGGGUUUUCAGUGUUGUUGCGGUGUGUGUGUGUGUGUGUUUUUUGGGGGGUUUUUUGGGGGGGUUUGGUUUGUGGGGGUGGGGGGUGUGUGUUUUUUUAUUAAUAUCCUGCUUCUAUUUCUUACCAGCACAAUCAACUGUGUGAGCCAAACUCUGGGGUAGAUGGGAGUAGUUAAUGCAGUUGGCUUCCUGCUUGCUUUGCUUGGAAGCAACAAGAACGCUACUUUCGCAGAUGCUGCCCCUUGUUAGAGCUACGGCGUCAGGCCAGCUAGAUGAUAAUGAUGGAUAUUAUUGAGUCCAGUGGAAUCAUUUUGUUAGGACUUCACAGACCUGAUCUGCUGCUGUGCAGUGGACCGCUGCUGUGCACUGGACCAUUGGACCAGUUUUGAAAUCUGUUUUCCAAAACCAUGUGAGAACACAGAAUGCUUUACAAGUGAAUAUUGAUGUUAGCUCUUGGGAGGAUGUGAGCUGAGAGCACUCUUGGCUGCAGAGUUUUAGCUGAAGCCAAGCCUGGGUCCUACCUCAACUGAAUUAGGAAAGUUAAAGGCAGAGCAUCCCAGCUGCAGUCACUGUAAGGCUGUCCUCAGCAGCAGUUCAGCUGCAGCCGACCACUCUAAGUUAGAGGAGGUUUCUCAGGCCUGGAAAGGAGCAUUCAGUUAGCAGAGCAUUCCCAGUGUACUGCUUUUCCUCUUUCCUCCCAGCUUCAGAUCAGAAAUCCAGGAGUGGUCCAGUUCCCAUCUAACUGAAGCUGCUCUUUUGUUUCUCUGCUCAGAUUUUCAGCAAAACCACAAUUAAUACAUGCAGUUUCCUGAUCUUUCUGCUUUGUAUCACUCCCUGGAAUACUCUACUCUAACUGUAGAGGCAUUAAGAGCAUUCAGGCCUUGAGGCAUGCACAUCUUAGAGAAUACAACUGCUGUCUUAAGGGCUUUAUUCUCAUCACACUACUUUAUCUUUGUAGGCAGAACAAGCAAAGAUGUCAGAGGCAGUAUAGCAGUCAGAGGCUGUACCGAGGAAUCUAGGGUCUGUUAGCCAAGCAUCAUAGCUGUCCUUGUUGCAUUCACCUCAGAAGCCCAUUAGGGAGCUUACUGUGAAACUGUUAGUGGGCGGAAGAUAUCUGAAGUGACUUGAAAGAGUUAAUGCUGUAUUAGUGCUGCACUUGAAAUGGUUAAUGCUGUCUUAAGUGCUUUACAUUAUCAGCUUUGCUGUAUGAUGCAACACUGUUCAGUCUACACUGCCUGCCAUAAAUAGCACUUUCAGAAUGAGGUUAGCUGGAGGUGCAGUUAUCUGUCCAGAUACAUCCCAAUCAAAAAUGCCUCCAAUUCUCAGAUGGGCUGGUAAGAUGUCAUUGUUUCACAGUUUAGUGUAGGACGAGGGACCAAUAUGGUCUGUGGCGUGAGUUUCGAAUCUGCACGCCCAGGCUGCCCUGGUGAGAUAUGUAACACAGUUUUCUGUCUGCUGAUUUCACUCCCUCCCCUCUUUCCAUGUUCAUCUUAGCCUGUGACUCUUGGAUGGAAUAGGUAGGUUCAGACCUUAUUGAAAGUGAACCAAGUGCUGGAAAGAGACCCUCAGCGGGGAUGAGACUGAAUGUUGAUUCAGAGAGAUUGCAGGAGCUAUCUAAAUUAGGAGGCAAAUUCUCUGCUUUUGCAAGUCUGUGAUGAGUAAUCUUUGAAAAUAAGACUUGGAGGCAGCUACAGCAACUCAACCCUAAAUGCAAAGCUCCCCGCUGGGAGAAUGCUUUAGCAACCGUAUGCUGCAUGCCACCCUUAGUUGAGAGUUAAGCAUCUCUGCCAUGGAUUUCCUGCCUUGGCUGUAUCCAAGACUAAAACUAGCACAGUGCUGCAUAGACUAGUUAGCUGUGGGUGGUCGAUGCUUAAUUGUCUGGCUUACAGCAAAUUGCCCCCAUUUUAAUACUAUUUCAGUGUUUCCUCUAGUAGGGGAUGGAACAGGAGGCAAGAUAUUCAGUGGAGGAUAACCAGAAAAGCAGGAAAUCUGUGUUGUUGGGUCUAUCUGAAGGCCUCUAAAGCAAUGUGGGAUGUUACUGAUCUUGUUAGCUAACUGUGGUCUGGCUGCUUAAAACAGAUGGUGGAGUGUUUGUCCAAGUGGCUAACUGUUGAAGCAGCACAGCUGAAAAGUCCAGGCUGAGUUUUACUGCAGAUUGGGGCAGGGGCAACAUCGGAUGGAACAGCUGGAUUACAAAGAGAACAAACGAGACAAAGUUUUCAUAUGAAGCUAGUGUUGGCAGGCUGACCAAGCCAAAGCAUGUGUUCUUGCUUGUCUCUUACACUGAUGACUUGUCUUCUGCUCAGAAACACAGUACAAGGCCAUAGGAUGCAGCCUGUUACAAAUUUUUGAUGGGUUGCAUUAAUAUGACUUAGAAAACUAACAGAAACAUGCUCCUUAUUUUCUUUUGGACACAAGUAACAUGCAGGUUAGAUUUCUGUAAACAAGUAUAUUUUCAGAGUUCACACGAUGUCAAAGUAUUAAGUGGUUUGUGUGCAUCUUUAGCCAGAUGAUGAAAAUUAAUAGUAUAUUCUGUGCCCUUAGAUUAGGCAGACAUAUGGCUAUCAAUUAAUUAAAUGAAAUCUGUGUUUAAUGAAAUCUACUUUUCUGUAAUCCACUCUCACUUUCUUUGGAAACCUGUUUAGGAUUAUUAGCCUCAUUCAUUUAUAUGGCAUGUUUUAGGACUUAAAAUGAGAGAAUUACCUAAUAGGAUUUUAAUGAGAUUUGCCCUCCCUAGGACAUCUGAAUUAAAUGGAGGAGAAAAUGCCCUAACCACUUAAACUGUAUGAGUGAACUGUCUGUAGCACCUCAAACCAAAAAUGCCCUCUCUUAUUUCUGAUUAUAUAUACAACUUGCUUGCCUAAGAGAAUAUCAUUUCUUUCUAAAGACGACUAGUCUUCACACUCUAUUUAGUUUGAGACUGGCUGUCAUAAAAUUUAGGGAUAAAAUAUAAGUCUAAUGUAGGCUGAUGGCAUAUAGUCCUGCCAAGGACUGAAUAUCCUUCAGCUCCCAUUUCCUUUGUGCUCACAAAAAUGGCUGUCUUCUCAGGUCAACCAAUGUCUGGCUCUUAGUGCUGUUUUACACUUAAUAACCUCUGGAAUGAAGCCUGGUAAUUCUGCUGAACUCUGUACUGCUUUAGUGUUACAGAGUAUCAAUAUACAUGGAAAAAGACAAGGCAGAUGUUGGCAUCAUUACCAAGCAGGGUUCAGAAGUGUUCUGUAUCACUUACAUGCCUGAAGAGAAUCUGGAAAUCAAAGGGAUGUGUUGUAGGUCCAGUAUUGUUCAAUACAGAUUCCUGGUAAUUUUGGCAGCUGUUUUAGGAACGACAUUUGAAGAGGCUUCUACAGCUUUUCAUAAAAUGAGGUAUUCUUGGCUGGGUCAUUUUUUUCCUCUUCUACAACUUUUAAUGCAGAUAUGGAAUUAAGGCCUGAGCUAAGUUAUGUAGCACAUGUGAUCAGAUAUCUUCACUGCUGUGCCAAACAUUUUUCCUUCCUGUACCAAAUGCCAGACCCUUCUGUUGAUCCCUCAACAGAGGAACUCAAAGCACCUUGCAAAUCAUUGGAAAGUACCAUCUGAUGGUGGCGCAAGAUCUGAUCACUGAAACAAUGAUAACUCUAGAGUGGAAUCUGCUCUUAACAGUAGUUAGAAUUGCACAAGGCUUAAGGAGGCAAAACUGGCUUGGUUUGGCUCCAAGCAUUUUCUGACCAGCCACACAUUUCUAAGAAAGGGCUGUCAGAUCUUCAUUUUACACAUCCUAGCUAGAAUGUCCACAGGUAGGUUUGCCACAGCCACCAAGUGCCUUCAGAAGCACAGCACCUCCUGUUAUUCUGAGAUGGCUUUCCUCAGAGAAAACACUUUGUCAUUACUAAAACAUAAUUCUUUUCUACCAUUGAUCCCUUUUGUUACUUCACAGUACCAAGAGAGAUUUCUAAUGUCUGUCUUUAUAGAAGCAGAGAAAAAAAUUAACCUUGGCUAAAAAAAAAAAAAACAGAUGUGGAGAUUGCUUUUAUGAGAUGAUAGCAUUGUGAAAUUAUGUUUAAAGAUUUCUUUAAGAAACCAUCUACUUUGAAAAGGUAAAUCUUUCAGACUGCAAAAGGUGUCACUAUGAGACCAUUCGGUCAUGCUGAUCUUCAAUGCAUCUAAAACAAAACUAUUUUAACAAGUCCCAGAUAGCUGUGAAUUAUGCUUUGAAUUUGUUCAAAUAACAGCUCGAAUAAAGCCUGUGGUGUAUGUUUUGGGUUUGGCUUUUGUCUAAGCAUGUCUGUUAAACAAACAUAGGCUUCAGAAUCUUUUAUGUUAUGUUCUAAGCUUAUAUAAGACAAUAAAUACUUUUAAUGAAAACUUAAA